CUGCCACGUCCUAACGGCUCCAGCGGCUGCUCGCAGCACCGGGCCGGGCCGGCGCUGGGUGGUGGGGAGGGGGGGGUGAGGAGGGGGGGGGGAGAGGGGGGGGAGAGGCGGGGAGUGACUGAGAAUCCGCGGAGGAGGAGAGAGAGGAAACACGUAGCGUCGCCCGGCACAUCACGGCAGCAGCUCCGGCCCGGAGCAACGACCGCCGCCCCCCGGAGGACCCCGCCCGCCCGCCCGCCGCCCCCCGGAGGACCCCGCCGGCCGGCCGGGGCUCGUUCGUUCAGGCGGAGGCUGACUCCGGUCCUUCUUCUCGGGCUCGGACGGAGGCGGACACCCAUGCUGGGCACGGGAAGAAUGGAGGAAUUCGUCACCGAAGAGGAAGAGCCGUGGUACGACCAGCAGGACCUGGAGCAGGACCUUCACCUGGCCGCAGAGCUCGGGAAGACUCUCCUGGAGAGGAACAAAGAGCUGGAGGACUCCCUCCAGCAGAUGUACAUCACCAAUGAGGAGCAGGUGCAGGAGAUCGAGUACCUGACCAAGCAGCUGGAGGUCCUGCGGGACAUGAACGAGCAGCACGCGCGUGUGUACGAGCAGCUGGACGCCACGGCCCGGGAGCUGGAGCGCACCAACCGCAGCCUGGUGUCCGACAGCCGCGCGUCCCAGAACAAGAUCCAGCGGCUGACGGGGGCCCUGGAGGCCCUGCAGGGCCAGGUGGAGGCCCUGUCUGCGCAGGCGGAGCAGCUGCGCUCUCUGGAGCAGCUGCGGGUGCGCCGCGAGAAGAGGCAGCGCCGCAAGACCGUGCACUCCUUCCCCUGCCUCAGGGAGCUGUGCACCGCCCCCAGGUACGAGGACGAGUUUGUGGUGGGGCGGGCGGAGAGCUUCAGCCUGGAGGCCCAGCGGCCCCCGUUCGAGGAGGAGAACCAGCAGCUGCGGGAGGCCGUGUCGGCCCUGAGGGCCGCCGUCCGCACCGAGCGGGGCAGGAGGGAGGGGGUGGAGCGGGAGGGCAGCCUGCUGCUGGCAGAGUUCUCCCGCCUGCAGACCCGGGUGCAGGACGCGGAGCUCUGCCAGGCGCGGCUGCGGGAGCUGGAGGCGGAGCUUCAGGAGCUGCAGCAGCUGCGGCGGGCGCGCUGCUUCCUGCUGAGCGGCGAGGACGACGGCGUGGCGCUCACGCAGACCGUGCUCAGCAUCACCCCCGAGACCGACACCUUCCUGGAGGAGGGCGCCGGCGAGGCGGGGGGCGGCGUGCGGGAGGAGUCGGAGGGCGGGGCGGGGCAGGCCCUGCCGGAGUCCGGCCCCGUCAGGAAGAGCUGCAGCGACACGGCGCUCAACGCCAUCGUGGCCCGCGACGCCUCGGGCCGGCGGCGGGGCAGCUACGCGCUGCACGCCAACAGCGUCCGGCGGCGGGGGAUGUCCAUCCUGCGCGAGGUGGACGAGCAGUACCACGCCCUGCUGGAGAAGUACGAGGAGCUGCUGGGCCGCUGCCGGCGCCAGGAGCAGAGCCUGACUGCGCCCUGGGCCCCACCCCCGCGCCCCCCCCCCACCCCCGCCCAGUCGCCCUCCACCCCGGAGGCCAUGGAGAGCAUCAGCAAGCAGGUGGAGGCGGUGGACAAGCGGCUGGGCCACAGCACGCCCGAGUAUAAGGCGCUCUUCAAGGAGAUCUUCUCCCGGAUCCAGAAGACCAGAACGGACAUCAGAGCCACCAAAGCCACCAAAACCAGCAAAGCUGGCAAAUCAGGCAAAUCCAGUAAACACUAG
This is a messenger RNA of Menidia menidia (Atlantic silverside), 1755 nucleotides long. The record is from the annotation of a GenBank genome assembly. Lineage: Eukaryota; Metazoa; Chordata; Actinopteri; Atheriniformes; Atherinopsidae.